AUGGCCAACAUUACUCUUCCUUCCGAUUCGAUGUCUUACCCUGAUCUUGUCCAUGUCGCCAAACAAGAUCCCAGUCUCUCCUGGCCGGAGCAGCUGUGGUGGGCGCACUACGCCUUCUGGAACAAUGAUGUCUUCGCAACUGGAAUAAUCACCUUCCUUGCCCACGAGCUUAUUUACUUCGGCCGUUGCCUCCCAUGGGUCAUCGCCGACGCCCUGCCCAACAUCUUCCGACGCUUCAAGAUACAAGACCACAAGGCACCGCCGUCAGCUAGUGACCAAUGGACCUGCGUCAAGUACAUCCUCGCAAUUCACUUUAUCGUCGAGCUGCCAUUAAUCGUCCUCUUCCACCCGAUGAUGGAACUCUGCGGUGUCCAUUACACACUUCCCUUCCCCAAGCUCUCGGUCAUUGCCGCGCAAAUUGCGCUCUUUUUCAUCGUUGAAGAUACAUACCACUACUGGCUGCAUCGAGCCAUGCACUGGGGCCCACUUUAUCGUUCAAUCCACCGCGUCCACCACCAGUAUGCCGCGCCUUUCGGCUUGACUGCCGAAUAUGCCAGCCCUGCGGAGACGUUUCUCCUAGGUCUCGGCACGAUCUGCCCCCCGCUUCUUCUCGGUUAUGUAACGGACAACGUGCAUCUGAUAACAGUGUUGGCGUGGAUGGCCCUGCGUCAGUUGCAGGCUAUCGAUGCGCAUUCGGGGUACGAUUUUCCGUGGAGCUUGCGACGCCUAAUUCCGUUCUGGGGCGGCGCGGAUUGGCAUGAUGACCACCAUAGAUACUUCAGGGGGAACUAUUCGAGCUCUUUCAUGUAUUGGGAUGUUUUGAUGGGAACUGUCGCUGGACCGAGGGGAAAGGCAAUGGAACAUAGCAAACGGCGCUGA
This is a messenger RNA of Aspergillus puulaauensis, 879 nucleotides long. Its product is annotated as sterol desaturase family protein. Bases 1 to 879 code for a protein of 292 amino acids. NCBI's taxonomy places the organism in Eukaryota, Fungi, Ascomycota, Eurotiomycetes, Eurotiales, Aspergillaceae. The transcript is spliced from 3 exons. Gene Ontology annotation, molecular function: iron ion binding; C-4 methylsterol oxidase activity. The record is from RefSeq and is a predicted model, not a curated record. Gene Ontology annotation, biological process: ergosterol biosynthetic process.